Messenger RNA from Drosophila albomicans, 2285 nucleotides. Its product is annotated as facilitated trehalose transporter Tret1-2 homolog. Gene Ontology annotation, cellular component: membrane. NCBI's taxonomy places the organism in Eukaryota, Metazoa, Arthropoda, Insecta, Diptera, Drosophilidae. Gene Ontology annotation, biological process: transmembrane transport; carbohydrate transport. Gene Ontology annotation, molecular function: sugar transmembrane transporter activity. Bases 170 to 2251 code for a protein of 693 amino acids. The record is from RefSeq and is a predicted model, not a curated record. The transcript has 7 exons.
UUCGAAUAUAAUUAUGGAAAAAUUUUGCAUUGUCAUAUAAUAUUCAAGACAGGUUAUAGACAGAGAGUGAGUUAGGUAUAAAUGCGUUCGCCCACUUGUUAAUCGGUUUAUUAUACUCUAUGCAACUCUCGCAAGCAAUUCGUGUUACGUGAUCAGUGAUCAGUGUUUAAUGGGUUGCUCGAGUAGCACGAGAAAUCAAUUCUUUGCGGCUUUAAGCGCAAAUUUGCUAACUCUGUCGUAUGGCGCCAGUUUCGGUUGGAUAUCUUCAAGCUAUCUGCAAUUGCAAGAUCCUCAGACUAGUCGUUUGACAUUGGGAACUCUCACAAAAGAUGAUCUCGGUUGGGUGACCUCAUCUCUCUCACCUGGCGGUCUCUUUGGAGUGCUAUUCUUUGGCUGGUUGGCCGAUAAAAUCGGACGUAAACGUUGCCUGCUCCUGAUGGCAGUGCCAAUUGUGCUGCACUGGCUGCUCAUUGCCACUGCCACGAAUCUCAUUCAGUUGUGUGUGGCUCGCUUUCUUGCCGGAGCUGCUGGGGGCUGUGGCCUGACUGUGAUUCCCAUUUACAUCACAGAGUUGGCUGAGGAUAGACUUCGUAGUACAUUAGGGACUAUUUCCUUUCUAAGCUUCUGCAGCGGAUUGCUGCUCAUCAAUGUAUUGGGUUAUCUCUUUCAUUAUGUAACUGUGGCAUGCAUAAUGAUUGCCCUGCCUUUGGUGUUUGCCACUUGUUUUGCUUUUAAGCCGGACACACCUCAAUAUCUGGAACAACGCAAUCGCAGAGAAGCGGAAAGAUCCCUUAAAUAUUAUCGUGGAAUCCCUUCGAAGGAAUCACUCAACGAGGAAUUGCAGCUGGAGCUGACAAGACUCUGCAAGUCCACACAGCAAAUGCAUGUUGGCAGUGAUAACAAUUCCUUCAGCUGGAGCGAUUUUAUUAAUCUAAUAAGUUUAUCAUACGGCGGUGUUAUCUGUUGGACCUCAGCUAGUUAUAUUUAUCUGAAAGAGGAUUCGAAUCACUUUGAAACCGGGGUACUGACAAACGAACAACUAGGUUUGAUUACUGCCGCACUUUCUCCUGGCUCGCUUGCUGGCGCCUUUUUCUUUGGGUGGCUGGCUGAUAAAAUCGGAAGAAAGCGAUGUUUGCUGUUCACUGCAUUGCCAAUGCUGGCACACUGGUUAAUUAUUUGCUUUGCCAGAAAUCCAUGGCAAUUGGCUGUGGCACGUUUUCUUGGAGGAACUAUCGGCGGAAGUUCCUACACCGUGAUUUCCAUUUACAUUACUGAGAUAGCCCAGGACAGUCUGCGCAGCACACUGGGCAUGAUUACAUCACUAGCUCUGGCCUCCGGCUAUUUACUUAUUAAUACCUUGGGUUAUUUUCUUCAUUACAUCACUGUGGCUUGGAUCAUGACAAUCAUUCCUUUGGCUUUUCUUGUUUUAUUUGCCUUCAAUCCCGAGUCACCGCACUACUUGGCACAACGCAAUAGGAAAAAGGCAGAGCGUUCACUCAGAUAUUAUCGUGGUAUAUCUUCAUCUAGCGAUGCCAAUGAGGAGUUCCAGCAGGAGCUGAGCAGAUUGUGCCAAUCAGAGGAUGAGAAGCCAAGAAAACUUCAGCUCUGCUGGCACGAUUUCACUAAUCGCAAGGCGCGCAAGGCUUACUUCAUUGGAUUGGGUUUGGUUCUGACGAAUCAAUUUAAUGGCUGCUUAACGUUGCAAAACUAUAUGACGUUUAUUUUUGAGGAAGCUGGGUCUAAUUUACCGCCAAUGAUUUCUGCAAUUAUUGUCAGCGUAAUUGUAUUAGUAGGCACUUUUUUAUCGACGCAUUUUGCGGGAUUUGCAGGGAGAAGGACGUUAUUACUCGGUUCGAUCUCUGGCAUUUUCAUAGGUGAAUCUGUCAUGGCUUUGUAUUAUUAUCUUACUUCCAAGGGAUAUGAGACGAGCAUGUUCAACUGGCUACCGAUAGGUACAUUCUCUCUUGUACAAUUUUCUUCAACAUUCGGCAUCCUGUCCGUCACCACUCCGCUUAUUGCUGAGCUGACGCCGCCAAAGAUUCGAAGCAUUGUUGUUAGAGUGCAAAUCGUAACCAUGUUUCUGCUGUCAUCGGUCAUAACUAAGAUAUUUCCGCAACUUAGUGAAUCUCUUGGCAUGUCCAGCAUGCUUUUUAUAUUUGCCGGACUUUCCUUUAUUUUCACUGUAUUUAUUGCAAUCUUUGUUCCAGAAACAAAAGGAAAAUCUAUCCAAGCUAUUCAGGAUAGCUUGUAAAUUGUGAAAUACGAAUUGUCUUCUUAAUAAUAAA